UGUAAGCCUUUAUUCCCCAGGAUGGCUCCCUGCAUCGCCGAAGCAACAUCAGCAGAGACGUUUUUACGCGGUACCACCCUGCUCGAAAGGCACCCGGAGCAUCCUGGUAGCUCCCUCUUCAGCCGUGGCUAUUCACCCGACCGCGAGCGUGCACGCCUGUCAAUUUCAUUUGUGCUUCGGACCGCAAACAGCACGAGCUGCACCCUGAGAACAGCCUCAGAUGGAGGAUAGGUGAAGUCAACCGGUUUCGCUGGGAACAGGUAAAGAAGUGUCCUACAUAAAUUGUGGAUUUCGUGGUGAGCUGCGUUCACGGUAUCUCUGUGAAGUUGUCUCGAACCGCGUUAAAAUAUAUAGCUUGUAACUCACUCAUUCAUCUACUCCAAAGAAGUUGGAAAUAAUCUGUCGGAGAUCUGACACACUCAUUUUUAUGGACUAAUGAAGCCGUUGUGAGUUUUUAUUUUUCGAGACAAGGGAUUAUGCCAGGGAAAAGUGUUUUGCAGUAACUGGGAUGAGGUUUUUGGCGAUGUACAUCCAGCUCUGAUAGUAUCUGAAACGGAACAAUUAUCGGACUGUUUUAGGAGAAUUGAUUUCAAGUUGAUAUCUGGCAGUGGAGACUUUCCAUAUAUUAAUAAUCCUUUUUACAUUCAUACAGAUUCUCCGGGUGCAACUUAAGGCAGAACACCAACAGAUACAUGUCUCAGAUGGUGCAGACGCUGAAUACGUCUGCAUAUUUUUUCACGCAUGAACACAGUUUAAAAUAACCCAGAUUUUAGCGUUCCUCAACUCCGCAACUGUCCUUUUCAAACGCUGGCUUUUAACCCUGCGAUAUUAUUUACAUAUAUAAUUAUCGACGGUUACUUAGCUGUAGCUGGACGUUUCACUCGACUAUGUAAUUGUGUUAUUUGACGUUGUAUGUUAUUUUCUUUCACGUAUCAGUGAUACGUUGUCUCGUUCGCAGAGUUAGAACCAAAAAACAACUUUUGGGCCCACAUCAAGCAUUCUGCGUAGACACCGGCUCUAACAUUUUUGUAUGCAUGACUGAAACAAUGGCAUUGAGUGGAAAUUGUAGGACUUACCCGCCGACCAAAGAGCAAGGUUCCGUCCAGAAUUCGUUCCCUGACGUUAUAGAACUAAAUGUAGGGGGGCAAGUUUAUUACACACGCCACGCGACCCUAAUUAGCACACCAAAUUCCCUGCUGGGCAGAAUAUUCUCACCCAAAAAAGACGCCACCAAUGACCUGGCACGGGACCCCAAGGGACGAUACUUUAUCGACAGAGAUGGGUUUUUGUUUCGCUAUGUAUUGGACUACCUCCGUGACAAACAGGUCGUCCUGCCUGACCACUUCCCGGAGAAAGGGAGGCUAAAAAAAGAAGCGGAAUACUUCCAGCUGCCGGAGUUGGUCAAAAUUUUAUCCCCGGAUGACUUCAAGCAAAGUCCGGACGACUAUUACCACAGUGAUUUUGACGACGCUUCUCAAGGCAGCGACCAGAGGAUGUGUCCGCCGUCGUCGUUAGUGCCAGCUAACAGGAAGUAUGGGUUCAUCACUGUCGGGUACAGGGGAUCGUGCACCAUGGGCAGAGAAAGUCAAACUGACGCCAAGUUCAGAAGGGUCCCGAGAAUAUUGAUUUGCGGGAGGAUUGCACUGGCCAAAGAGGUUUUCGGGGAAACCUUGAACGAGAGCCGAGAUCCGGACAGGACACCGGAGAGGUACACGUCCCGGUUCUACCUCAAGUUCAAGCACCUGGAGAGAGCUUUUGACAUGCUGUCAGAAUGUGGAUUCCAGAUGGUUGCCUGUAACUCGUCGGUCACUGCAUCUUUCGUCAAUCAAUACACAGAGGACAAAGUCUGGUCCAGCUACACAGAAUAUGUCUUCUACCGUGGACCUUCCAGGUGGUCGUCGCCGCACUGCGACUGCUGCUGCACGAAUCACAAGGGGGACCGCGAAGCGGUGAGCGGGAACUCCUUCAGCGAGCUCUCCACCUCCAGCUCCGAGAGCCAGUCGGAGACCAGCUCGCCGCAGGGCACGGUGAUCUGCGGCCCCGUGAGCCGGCAGCCCAACAUACAGACUCUGGACCGGCCGCUGAAGAAAGGGCCGGUGCAGAUGCUGCAGCAGUCCGAGCAGCGGAGGAAGAGCGACCUGCUGCGCACCCUGACCGCCGGCUCCCGCGACACCAGCACCUGCAAGAAGAGGCCCGGCAAGGAGAAGCUGACCAUCGAGGAGGAGCUGGAGAAGUGCAUACAGGACUUCCGCAAGAUCAAAAUCCCCGACCACUUCCCCGAGAGGAAGUACAUGUGGCAGUCAGACCUGCUGCGGAAGUACCGCCUCUGAGAAGCAGCGGUGAUGGAGCGAAGGCAAAAAAAUAUAUAUAAAUAAAGUUUUAAAAAUUCAAGGAAAAUCAAAAGCAUAAACACUUGUAGGUUUGACUGUAGGUAUCUUCUGUGUUCCACUCUCUU
Molecule: messenger RNA, 2455 nt
Organism: Megalops cyprinoides (Indo-Pacific tarpon)
Lineage: Eukaryota; Metazoa; Chordata; Actinopteri; Elopiformes; Megalopidae
Gene: kctd16b
Product: potassium channel tetramerization domain containing 16b
Exons: 2
Coding region: 1035-2330 (431 amino acids)
Biological process (GO): regulation of G protein-coupled receptor signaling pathway; protein homooligomerization
Cellular component (GO): presynaptic membrane; postsynaptic membrane
Molecular function (GO): protein binding
Source: RefSeq, a predicted model, not a curated record